Messenger RNA from Lynx canadensis (Canada lynx), 706 nucleotides. RefSeq names its product secretory leukocyte peptidase inhibitor (gene SLPI). The transcript has 4 exons. Lineage: Eukaryota; Metazoa; Chordata; Mammalia; Carnivora; Felidae. Gene Ontology annotation, biological process: antibacterial humoral response; innate immune response. Bases 1 to 390 code for a protein of 129 amino acids. The record is from RefSeq and is a predicted model, not a curated record. Gene Ontology annotation, cellular component: extracellular region. Gene Ontology annotation, molecular function: peptidase inhibitor activity.
AUGCAGUCCGGCGGCCUCUUCCCCCUCGUGCUUCUUGCCCUGGGCACCCUGGUGCCUUGGACUGUGGAAGGUGCUGGAAAUUCGUUGAAAGCUGGAGCCUGCCCUCCUGUAAAACCUGGUCGAUGCCUUAACGUAUUUGAGACCCCCGAGUGCCAGAGUGACUGGCAGUGUCCAGGGAGGAAGAUCUGCUGCUCCGAUGCUUGCGGAAUCAGAUGCCUGGACCCUGUCAUCUCUGACCAAACGUGUAUGAAGCCUGGCAAGUGUCCUGUGGUCAAUGGCCGCUGUCUGAUCCUCAAUCCCCCCAACCACUGUGAGACAGACCAACAGUGCGUGGGUGACUUCAAGUGCUGUAGGGGCCUGUGCGGGAAAGCCUGCGUGGAACCUGAAUAAGCCUGAUUCCUGUCGUUUAGAAGAGGUUCUGGAUUCCUAGUCUGUGGUCUGGGGCUCGGAUCACUGGGGCACUCCAUGGCGAAGACUUGGUUCUACCAUUAAGAUCUUCUUGGGGGGAAGGCGUGGCACACAGUAGGCUUUCAGGAAAUUGGUGAAUAAAUAAAUGAGCCUAUUUCUUUGUGUCCAUGUGCUUCUGUGGUUUGCCGGGGCUGCGGGGCUUGGGACGUGAUGACGGAAUGUGUGGAUGUGAGGCCUCCCUCCUGCACAUACGGAGUGGAAGGGGGAGGCUUCAGGGCCAGAUAGACGUGAAUUCACA